Molecule: messenger RNA, 10722 nt
Organism: Stegastes partitus (bicolor damselfish)
Lineage: Eukaryota; Metazoa; Chordata; Actinopteri; Pomacentridae
Gene: chst11
Product: carbohydrate (chondroitin 4) sulfotransferase 11
Exons: 4
Coding region: 96-1154 (352 amino acids)
Biological process (GO): proteoglycan biosynthetic process; carbohydrate biosynthetic process
Cellular component (GO): membrane
Molecular function (GO): sulfotransferase activity
Source: RefSeq, a predicted model, not a curated record
AUCAGUACCAGCAGAGCCCCCGGAGCUUCCAACAAAACUGCCCUUCAUUCCCCCACAAAGCGAGCCGCAGCCUCCAGCCGUCCGUCCUGCCCGACAUGAAACAGACUCUGGCCGAACUGAUGAGGAUGAGCAGGAUAUGCCGGAUGGUAUUUGCCACUUGUUUGGGAUCCUUUAUUCUGGUCAUCUUUUAUUUCCAAAGUAUGUUCCAACCAGUCAUGCGGAGGAACCCCUUUGUGGUGGAUGGCUGCUGUAGGAAAGGGUCCCGCAACGCCCUGCAGGAGCUCUACAACCCCACACAGCCGGAGUUGUCUGGAGCCGCCGUCCUCCACCAGGCCAGGAGGGAUCAGGUAGUGGACGCCUGUCGAGUUUACAGCGCGUCCAGUCGUAAGCGGAGAGUCCUGACACCCGGAGACCUCAAACAUCUUGUGGUGGACGAGGACCACGAGCUUAUCUACUGCUAUGUCCCCAAGGUGGCCUGUACCAACUGGAAGCGUGUUAUGAUGGUGCUCACAGGCCGAGGCAAAUACAGUGACCCAAUGGAAAUCCCUUCCAAUGAAGCUCAUGUUCCCUCCAACUUGAAGACGCUGAAUCAGUACAGCAUCGCUGAGAUCAACCACCGCCUCAAGAACUACCUCAAGUUCCUCUUCGUUCGCGAGCCCUUUGAGAGGCUGGUCUCUGCAUACCGCAACAAGUUCACCCUCAAGUACAAUUCCUCCUUUCACAAGCGCUUUGGCACCCGAAUCGUCCGACGCUACCGCAAGAAUGCCACACAGGAAGCCCUGCUCAACGGUGCUGACGUCAAAUUCAAGGAAUUCGCCGAGUACCUGGUGGAUCCGGCCACGCAGCGUGACGGCCCACUCAACGAGCACUGGCAGACCGUCUACCAGCUGUGUCACCCGUGUCACAUCCACUACGACAUGGUGGGCAAGUAUGAGACGCUGGAGGAGGACGCAAACUACGUGUUGCGGCUGGUGGGUGUCGGCGACUCUCUGCGCUUCCCGAGCUACGCCAAGUCCACUCGCACCACAGAUGCCAUGACGGCUCAGUUCUUCAGCAAUAUCAGCACUCAGCAGCAGGUCCAGCUCUACCAGCUUUACAAGUUGGACUUCCUCAUGUUCAACUAUUCCAUACCCAGCUACCUGCGGCUGGACUAAUGGAGGACAGAGGUGGGACUCUGCGAGUGGCUACCUUGUUUAAAGAGAGGCAACAAAAAGAGCGAAGAGCAGAAUUUUUUUGGAAGCAAACUUGAUUUAAAAAACUGUCGUACCUUACAGGUCUGAAAUUGAUAUGUCAACAGGUGCUGAAAGAUUAAGGGAAUGCGUGCUUGUGUGGUUGUAAGUGGGAGGAUGUCCAAUCGGCAGAUACAGAGGGCACUGAUUGGACGAGAAUGUGGGCUUAAUGGACCAAACGCAUGCAAAGAGAGAAAUGUGUGGGCGAAGCAGGUCUUCAAGGUGUUUAGAAAGGGGAGCUUAUCCUCAGAGGACGGACUUGAAGAGGGAUUGUCCUGAUGAUGUUCCCUACGUGUUUAAACAAACUGCUGACAAAUUAGACUGCUUCCGAUUCUGCAAAGCAAACAGCGGCCUCGCACGCGCCCUGACCCCAAUGCAUCGUGGGAGCUAAGCUUAUCUCCCCCUCCCCCCGAUCAGUAGAGAAACUCCGUCAAAUUGUAAAACACAGUUCAUGUCCUUCUGCGCUGUCAGCGCGGUGAGUUAGCGCCCAUUACCCUUGCCCUCAUUAGAUUCAUACAUUUCAGAGGGAAAUUGGCUCAUCACCGCCUCAAGGAUGCCCUGUAAUUGAUGGCUACUGAUUUCAUUCUCAAGACCUCUACAGCUGUACCUGGUGGUGUCGCCUUCAGCCAAAAGUUUGAACAAAACAAAUUGUCACUGCGUUCUGUCGAUACGAUGCUGGCAGAAGAGACUUCUUCUGUUACACCCUGAGGACUCGGUGAAAUCAGAGACUCCUGCUGCAGCAGUGAAGUAUGGAAGUGCUUAAUAAACCAUCGCCUGUAACACCAAACAUCCCUAACAGUCUGAGCUACAGGACGAGGUUAGAAAGGUACGGGAGGGCUCAUGUGGAUGGGCUCACCAGCUGUGAGCCACAAGUCUGCCUGAAAGAAACGAGACGCCUGUGUGGUUGUGAGGAGGGUUAAAGGCACUGGAUCUCAUAACCACCAAGUCCUGCACAGGGGCUCAGUGGACACACCCAGGGCCACACCCACAAGGCCUGCUCCAACAACCAAACUUGUCUUUUAGUAUAUUAAGAGUAUCCUUUUGUCUUCAUGCUUAUUUUUAUUUUUAUGGUUUUAUGAAUCAUUGCUGCGAGCAGCAAUAACUAAAUACUAUUUAAUUUGCUUUGUUGUUUAACCUAAGAGAGAAAGAUUUAAUAUUUGUUUUCCUGAGCUGAUGAACAUUUUAGGACAUUUUUAAACUUGGACUGUUGUUAAGAGUUUUGUUUCAUCAUGCUGGCUUCUUUUUUCACAGUUUGCCUCUGAUACAUUAUCAGUGCAUCUCAGCGUUUCCAUUUCUGAAGGUUGUAUGUACACGUCCACCAGUGGCUUUGUCCUUCUGUGCCUGACAUCGUCAGAGAUUUAUGGGUUAGUUUGCAUUUACUGUUGUCAAACAUUUGCUGCCAAAAUGGCUGAGAGCCUCAGAGACCCACAGUCAGUGUUCAGUGCACAUUCCUGCCAUUAAGAUCCCCCUCCUCACCUCCACCUCCACCUCCACCUCCACCUCCACCUCACACACAAGCAGAACAUGAGAGCCGGCUGUGCACAUAUCAGCAGCGACUGCCCAUCACAGAGUCAGACUGGACCCCAUACUAUACUGGGAUUAAUGUUAGCGAUGCUAAGCAAUGUCAAGGUUAAUAACUACACUCCUCAUCACACUGUGAAUUGGAUCACAGGCGGUUGUGUAAGCAUCACACAGGACGGAGGGAGGGAACGUCUGACCUGCCUGCAUCACACAGUUUGGUCAAAAGCACUCCAGCUUCAGAGUAAAAGAGACGUUUCUUGGAAAAUCUGCAUCUCUUUGUUGCACAUGACUGAACCAGAAAUAUCUUAAGCAUUUGUGCACACUAUACCUCUCUCACUGUCUGUUACACCGAGAUGAACAAAGCCCCAGUUUGAAGAGGGAAACUGGUGCUUGAUUUCUGUAGCUCUGUUGGUAUUGAUAGUAUUGAAUGCACCAGACUCAGUGUAGAGAAAUGUUAAAGUCCUUGGAUCCCACAAGUACCAGACACUAUGUGUGGCGACUGGUUAGUGAUAAUUUAAUAACUUUGCCUGGAAUUACGGGAAUAUGCAUCACUAAAGAACAAUAUCAGCUGAUUUAAUGAGGGCCUUGAGGUGGGUCCCUUGUUACCUGAUCUUAAGACCAGGAUCUGAGGAGAGUCCCUUCAGUAUAAUUACCCUGGGACUGACUUUAUGGUUCAAUCUUUUGGAAUUAAGUUGUGGUAAUAGGAAUGUUUUCACGACAAGGUAUCAGCUGUAUCCUAUUCAUCACUGUCUCUUGAUCAGUGUCAAAUGGAAUUGACUCCAGCUCCCUGAAGGACUCUAAAAAUGAGACGUAGGUGUCGCUAAUAAAUUGUUGGUUGGAUGGAUUGAUAAAGGCUUUAAAAGUGGAGUAUGCUUUUUUUUUAAUCUAAUACAUUUUAUGUCAAAUUCAGUGAAUAUCUCCUCACGGUCCACUAGCUAUCUGUUCUGUGUAUGUGCUGGACAAAAUAUAGUUUCCUACACAGCCCUGGUUUUAUAAAUGAGAAACUAGCAAAGCUGUAGCAGCGUGCACGGUACAAGGGGAACAGGAGGAGAAACGAUGGGGGAAAGGAUGUCCCAACCUUUAAGGUGUGUCCUGAUUUGUUAGCUAAAGCCCUUUUUAAGGAUUUCCAGAAAAAGCACAGAAACAACAUCCUUAGAACAACAGAGGAGGACUGACAUGCAGUAGCCGUUACAUAAGAGGUACGAUCACAACAUGAAGAACCACAAUUACCCUGUUAUGUAAAAUGAGUACGCAUAAAGACAUAAAUGUCAAGUUGAAAGAGUGCCCUGUGUACAAAAUCCAGUUCGAAAGCUUUCAUAUUUUCAGCUGAUGCUGUGCUAAUGUGUUACAUAUUCCUUUAUUCCUUUAUGUCUAAUGAAAUUACCACACAGUCAUCAUGUGGCUGUUGUUUAAGCAGAGCUGUACAGUUGGUAACGCUGUCAGGGUUUUCCAUUCAGCUUCUACCGACAAACAGAUUGGUAUUGUCACACUACAUCAUUACAUUGAAGCUAUUAGACUGAAUAAAAUGUCAUUGGGUCAUGUUUGAGCUACUCUGCUUCUUCACAGACUUUAAAUAUCAAGCUCACUUUACUCAUCACUGCUAGUGCCACUCAAAAUGUGAAGAGUAGUAUAGUGUUGUAUGUAGAGGGAGCUUUCCAACCCUGAACAUGUCAACAGAAUGUCAUCAGCAUUAUCUGGUUGCAGCAAACCGGUGACGGACAUGAGUGUUUGCUGGUCUAAAGCAAAAACAUGCUACAGGGUUGCAUUGUAGGACUGAGUGGUUACAGACUAAAGGUCAGGACAUGCCACCUGCAGCUACUUCAGCGCUGACCAUUUGUUUUUAAAUGUCCCACAGUUGGGGCGUCCAGAUAGCUCAACGGGUUGAGUGGGCGGCCCACAUACAGGGGAUGUGGUCCUCGACGCAGCGGCCGCGGUUCGAUUCCAACCCCCCAAAAACAUCUUUAAAUGUCCCCCAGCUUUUUGGAAGUGCAAUGUGAAAGGCCAGGAGUAGCACCUUUAAAUUCAAUCUGCAAAUAAACUCUACAGCUUGAAAUGUUUAUAACAGGUAGUUUACUUUGAUAUCUUAAUUCUAGACUGAUAUUUAGUUGGCUGCUGCUACAACUCCAUGUUCCCUGUAAAGUUUCUCUAGUGGUAACUCCGUGUCUCUAAAUGAAGCUGGUGUGUGAAAUACCAGCAUCACUGAGAGUCUGAUGACCUUAGAUUAUAAAUAGAUGUAUUUUCUAUUUCCUUCAGGGCCACAUUCUGGUGGUGUUUCAGCUGCAAACCUCCUCUUAUAGCUUUUGAAGUAUUAUUACCGUACAUGUGUGCACAUGCCUGUGUGUGGGGUUAUAAUGAGAGAACAGCCUUAUUUUUCCUUGUUUGCCCCCUCACAGACAUCUGGCUCUAAUAAAGCAGAGGAGCUACCAGCCGGGCCUGUAGCGCUGGCCCUCGUCCUCAUGCAGAAACAAUGGCUAUAUUCUCAGCACGGCCUCCUCCUGGGUCAGGAGCACAACAACACUCGCUGAUGUUAAUGCCACGCAGCAUCUUACUCAGCAGUUGCAGGACGAGGCUCAGGCAGGCAACACCUCUCCACUUUAGCACAGUGUCUGAGGCUGAGCUUAAACUGCUCAUUUAGCCCCCAGAAUGGAAGAGCAACGAUACACAAAGGACCUCUUAGCCUGCAAACAAGCCAUUACAGAGAUCUCUCCUUCUCCUCGCUCCAUUUUCUCCUCUCCCACCUCGCUUCUAAAGUGGCCUCCUGUGUUAAGAAAAACACAAGCAAGUCGAUGUCGAUGAUCCCUACUGUCCCUGCAGGGAAAGGGCCAGCUCAAACAAACAGAGCCGCUAAAAAAAUGUCCGCAGGGAUUCAAACAAGCACUGAGAGGCCUCAGCGGACUCUCUGCCCAGGAUAAAAACCCAGCAGCCUCAUUGGAGUGUUUUCGUCCCUAUUCUUAACUCCACCGUCUGCAUGAGAGCUGCUCACUGGCCAGCCCUGUCCCUCUGUAGGAGUGUUUAUAUUCAAGUCAAGCCGACGGCUGUAUUUAUGUUGUUUUGGAACGACGUCUACUGUUAGACUGAACUACAUAUUUGCUUUUUUUUUUGCUGAAAGGAACACAGGAAGUCUUCUAGACAUAUCUGACAGUGUUUUCCCCUCAAGGAGGCGUGAGUGACGUAAUAUGUGCUUAUUUUGUUAUUGACGCACAUUUUGUAAAUAGAGUAAAGAGUAAAGUCACAGGCAGGGAAACACUUAAAGUGAUGGUUCAACAUUUACGACAUUUGCAUUCUUGCUGAGAAUUACAUUAGAAGAUUGAUUUUACUCAUCUGUGUCCAUCUGUUGUAUAUGGAGCUACGGCUAUGAGCUAGUUAGCUUAGCAUUGACUGGAUGUGUUAUGAGAUGAAAGAUAAGUCAACAAUUCAGAAUAGCAAAAUAAGAAAAUAAGAAGAAGCAAAAGUCAAAAUGUAUAAACAGACAAAUAAUUUAGUGAAUAAAUGAAAUCAAAAGACUUAAAAUGUAGAUCUUGGGUUUGGUUUUAAAAACAUCAACAUUCUCAGCUGUCCUCAGGUCUUGAGGAAAUUUGUUCCAGAGAUGCGGCCCAUAUUAACAGACUUUGGCUCUGACUUUAGAUCUAUUAAAAGGUCACUACCAAAAGACCUGAGGGUUCUAGAAGGUUCACAGGAUUCAAUAAAUGCGUAGAACUAAGACAAUACAGGGCUUGGAAACCAAUAAAGGAUCCAAAAAUUAAUUCUAAAGCAGACAAACAGCUCGUGCAGAGACUAACAUUGGUGUAUUGUGUUCUCUAAUCAACUUAAUCAACUUACAUGCAGUUACUCAUAGCAGUGGACUUAUGUCCUCACCCUAAUGCCAUUUAUAUUGUAAGAUCAACAACUUUAGAACAGCUUCACUUGGAACAACUGUUCCUUGUUUUGUUAUUUUAUUUUACAUCAAAAAGUUUAUUCUACGUGUGUCCUCAUGCUGUCCUUCUACACAGCAGUCAUGCCUGUAGAAACAAGGAUAAAAUGAGUGACCAAAGAAGUGACUAUUUGGUCUACAGACAUGUGUCCAGCAGGAAUAACAAUCAAUCAGUUGUCCGAUGAUGAUGCCUCUUCUGCAGAACUGAAUUUCUAUUUUUGCUUUUUAAAUACGUUUCACCUUCAUCCAAACGACAAAAUGUGUCACUCAGCGUCUCAUCCAGCACGAACCAAGUCCAGCUGUUUUCUCUUAAAGCUCUUAAGAUUACUGGAUGAAUGAAAGUCUACACAGAUAUGUCACUACAAUAAAAAUAAAUUAAUAAACAAACAACAUUUUAGGGCAAUCGUUUGUUAAGCCAUUAGGUGUUGUCACAUGAGAUGUGUCUCCCAACACAUCCAGAGUUCACAUUGCAUUGAAUUUUCAUUGGCUGUUUCCACUCCAAUGCUAAGCUAACGUGCUGCUAGUUGUAGUUAUAACAAGAGUGAUACAAGUAGGGCAGCAAUCUUCUUGUCUAACUCUCAGCAAGACAGCAGAAAAGUGUCCUCCCUAACCUGCAACACUACAUCUUUACAUCAGAGGAUAUCUACGGAAGGCGCUUUGUACAGCUCCACAGGGUUUAUUAUACCAGACACACAAUAUCUGAAAGUAUAUUUGAAAGCUUAUCACAUUUCAUAUCAUCAGCACGGAGGGACAAAGCCACGACAGGUUUUUUUUUCACGCUCCUUCUCUGCCUGCUACGUCGGACAUAUCUACAGUCCCGGUGCAGGAUGUUUUUGUACAGUGUAGACAUGAUGUCAUUCAUUCUGCUGUUGUUGUUUUUUUUGAGCUGUAUGUUUGGAUGUGAUAUCGAUUCAUUACUUUUGGUUGCCUCACACACACACAGACACACACUGCCAUUGUGUGGCACUCUUGUUUCUCUGUGCCUUUCACUCACAGCAGCACAGAGACGCUGAAAAGACGCAGAGCAGCUCGUCUGUGUGGUCACCUCCGGCGUCAGAAAUCAGAAAACGAUUGGAGCCACUUAGACCUGAAACGAUUCUACACUCCAUUUAACGUUUGUUUCUUAUAGAGGAAAUAAUUACAAAAUUGAUUUUCUUUAAUCUAACGUCUGCUUUAGAAGUGUAGAAUUACCAUGGCACUGCUCAAAGAUCACGGAGGAUGACUUCGUAGGUACAGCUGACAGAGAAAGGGUUUUAUUUUUACAGCUUUUAUUCCAGCUUAAAAUGAAUAUUGCUGCUGAUUCGGUUAGCUAGUUUUGUCGUCUACACAAACUUUUGACAGAAGGGAGGACAUGCAGCAGCAACCCACAGAUCACACGUACAGCGACACCUGUAAGGAUGUGUUUUUGACUUGAAGAGAACUCCAUUCACACUCCCAAACUUCACUUUGCACAUGACACAGUCCCACAGUACUUACACACACACACACGUAUCCAUACAAUCUCUGCAAUGUAACACAGUGGAGCUUCUGCAGAGGCCCAUGCCAGACGUUUAACGAGCUGAGAAAAGCUCCGAGUCCCCUCCUGUCUCCUGGGCCUCAGGUCAUGUUCACACUCAUGUGGCUGAAUGUUCUCAAACACAGGUAGGAACAGUGCCAUGUUUGAGGGAAGAAUGCUUUAACGUAAUUGUCAUGUGACCCAACUUUGAGAAUCUUGACUUGCACUUUUUCUUCAGACAAGCUCCAAACACAGCAGAAAGAACCUUUCAAAAAACUGUCAAAGGUCUCGUUGUGCACAUCAAAAAGGAGCUUUCUUUAGGAGGCAAUCUGAGCUGGUUACAAUUUGGAUCAUAAUUUAGGCUUUUGGUCACUAAAUACAAAAAUAGAAUAAAUAGAAUAACGGGGGAUAUACACCAGCAGGCACAGGAACUAAAAGGUUGUCAACAGUUUACCCAGGUGUUAUGUAAACCUCUUUAUUUAGAGGUCAAACUGCAAGUGACUCAGCUGUAGACUAGUAAUGUAAUCCCUUGUUGCACAGAAAAACUGUGUCCAUAAAUACAGCAAGUGAAAAUCUACCUUCUGUAACAGUCUGGACCUGUGCUCACUCUGAUUUAAAGCCCACUUUUCAUAUUCAGCUCUUCAAACAGGCCUGUUGUUGUGCUUAAUGAGGGCUUUUUGGUAUUGAUCAAAACAGCCGACCAAUCAAAACAAUAGAUCUAUAAAAGAUGGAUGUAGUCUAAGGUGAAAACAACACAAAGUGCCUUCAAUGUGCAUUCUCUCUGACAGCCAGCAGGGGGCGACUCUUCUGGCUGCAAAGAGAAGUCUGAUUGUAUAGAAGUCUGUAAGAAAAUGAGACUAACUCUCUCUUGAUUUGUGGCCUCAGUAAACAUCUUCCUCAUGAGUUUAUGGUCUCAGUCGCUAGUUUCAAGUUUCCCUCAACACACCACGAUAGCAUAGCACUGUGUACAAUGAAAUAAUCCUGGCAGAGCAUUCACAAAAUCAGACAACGUUUUAAAAGUACAGUAGGAAAUGAACAAAUAGAAAAUAUAAAGAUCUAGUAGAAACAUAGAAUGCACUCUAUGAAAACAGUAAUACAGCUUGUUGUGGUGAGGACCAGCAUGAUGUUCAUUUAGUAAAUUAUAGUUUGCAGUAAAACCAUUUAGAGUAAGAUAGAGAACAAAGCAGAGAAGGACUGCAUUCUGACAGGCAGGUUACUACUGCAGCACCAUGUGUACUGUCCUCAUCACUUCUUGUUUCUUAACUGGAGUUUGGCAAAGUUUAGGCACCAAAACUACUCGGUUAGGUUCAGGAAAGGAUCUUGGCUUCAUUUAAAAUACAAACCGUCACCAUGUUCACCACAUUACAACCAUCUUUUUUGUCCACUCAGACACACAGCUGCAAGAGGCUGCCGAUGUUAUAUUACCGUCUGUUCAUCAAUGAUCAGAACGGAUGGUAGUGUGUCUACUGAGCCUACAAGAAGGUAGAGGAGGUCCCUCCAGGCCAAUGUGGGAACGACGUGUUUAAAAGUCACGUUUCCUGCCCUGUUGUCGUGUUGUUGCCAUGUUCCAAGAGCAGGUAACUUGGUAGAAACAGUGUUAUGAUCACCAAUAGAUAAUUGUGUCCGAGUGUACACAGCUAAAACCCAAGUUACAUUAAACUGAAACUGUCCUUUAAACAAGCUGCUACAGGUCCAGAAAACUUUCUGCCCUGUUCGAAAAGUUCUGAGCAGAGCAGGAUGUGAACAGUGGGACACAUUUAACUGAUGUUCUCAGAGUGGGUGGAAGGUUUCUUCCAUGUGAACAGAGGUUUCAGAUUUGUCCACAUUACUGUGGCCGUGGCCUCAGCUGUCCUGCCAGCUCUCCAGUGUCUCUGUGCUGCCCUGACAUCAUGUACGUCCUCCUGCAGAGGUCACACACCUCCGUGGUGUCCAGCUGCCUCCCGGGCUGUCAGACGGCCUGAUGCUGCUGUGAUCUGUACAGUGAUGUGUGUGUGUGUGUGUGUGUGUGUGUGUGUGUGUGUGUGUGUGUGUGUGUGUGUGACCUUUGAAGGAAUGAUCGGUGGCAUCUCAUCCUGAUUUUAUAUCAUGUCAUCAGCGUUUUUCACCAUGCGCGUUAAAUGCUUUUGUGCUGUAUCUCCAUAGAAGUGAGGUGGCUGGAUGGUGGCUGUGUGUAGGUGGUGUGUGUGUGUGUGUGUGUGUGUGUGUGAGUGUGUGUUAACACUGUGCUGUACCCGCUCUGCCUUAGAGGGAUGGUCUCCAAGGAAGGCGAGACACUCAUUCUAACAUGCGCCAUUUAUUUAUUUAUUUAUUCUCAGACAACCUCCCAUACUGCUUCCUCGCUAUUACCAUGGCAACACACCUAAACUCUCUGUAUCUGACUUUUCCUCCCGGGACAGCCUCUCGCUGUUCUGUUUUACUCCGUUCAUUUUCAGGCGUACUUACCGAAACCAUGAAUAAUUGACUGUGUACUGAACACUGAGUGUGGGAGAGUGGUGUGGAUCCUCCAGCAGCGCGACCCGCGGUUCAUUCUGUCUGAUGUUUUCACAAUAAAAUAACACUGAAACUCA